Mizuhopecten yessoensis (Yesso scallop) is the source of this 6368-nucleotide messenger RNA. RefSeq names its product stimulated by retinoic acid gene 6 protein-like. Gene Ontology annotation, molecular function: retinol transmembrane transporter activity; signaling receptor activity. Gene Ontology annotation, cellular component: plasma membrane. The record is from RefSeq and is a predicted model, not a curated record. Gene Ontology annotation, biological process: vitamin A import into cell. The coding region runs from base 354 to 2360 and encodes 668 amino acids. NCBI's taxonomy places the organism in Eukaryota, Metazoa, Mollusca, Bivalvia, Pectinida, Pectinidae. The transcript is spliced from 18 exons.
AAUACAUGGAAAGUCGCGACCAGCUUAUCUGUAUUUGGACACCAAACGUUGGCAUAUAGACAUGCAUGUGCGCUAGUCCAUAAUGUGUACAAAUAUAUUUGUAUACCCUUCGCUGAAAAGGAUUUGUCGUUCGUCAACCCCAUACCCAACGGGGAUAAUGAUUACACGUAUAAGCGGGAUUGUUACACAGCAUUGUAUACCGACAAAAUGGCAAAGGGUUUAUUUAUAGAUCCACCCACGAAGUAGGUCACACUCGUUCAAUCCAACCCGCAUUAGCACUAGCUAACCAAUGGACAACAGGGCGCUGAUCUAGAGAGGUUUCAUCUGCAGAUUCGACCGAAAGAACAGAUAAGAUGUCGUUUGACUUUUUAUCGGGAUUUGUAGAGAUCAGGAGUUUCCUUGCAGGAGACAAUGAUUCUGCGCAGGACUAUGAUCCACCGUGUAAGGACGUCGUGGCUCACCAAACCUUCUACCUCUAUCUCCUUGCCCCUGCGGUUCUCUUUACCUUGAUGUUGGCCUUCACAGAGAAGAGGUUCAUAAAGAGGGAUUGCUGCGGCGGGAGACCUUCUCUGGUGCAUCCCCAGGAUGUGAUUGGCCGCUCAAAUCGAGUGUCGUAUGCCGCGGCGUUUGGAUCCAUAGCUUUCUUAUGUGCCGGUGUGAUUUUCGAGGGAACGUAUGCCAUCGACUACACGGGUCCACUCUAUCUGAAAGUUUUUAUUCUGUUGCUGUCUAUGGUGAUAUACGGUAUCGGAUAUUAUCCUUUGUUCCUGUCCCUGUCCCUGGAUUCCAUACCCGGUUAUAUUGUCGGUAUCAUCUACGCCUGGUUUCUGACGGGCAUGAACUUCGCCAGGACUUUCAACUGUAACAAUCCUGCAGCUAUGGAUAUUGGGAUUCUUGUCAUCCGCGGUCUUCCGGAAUUCCUGUGUCAGAUAUACCUGUGUUUUAGCCUUCCGGUUCGACUGAUUCUGCGCAUUCGACGACGGAACAUUGUAACCUCCAAAGACGUCCAGGAUGAAGCAAGGAGUUGCUACUCUGGGCUACACGUUCGAAAAAUCUUUGAAAAACCCAAACCCCCGAAGCCGGAACCCGAAUCACUAGUUGGGAAAGUCGUUGCUUUGAUAAAAUCCUUGCCUGCGCGUCUGCUCUAUUUCAAUAUUCCAAAAUUUCGCUACUCCGGUAGGGUUUUGUCUGUAUUUGCUGUUGCCUUCAUCAUUUUGUACAAAGUGACCGUCGAAUUCAUUGUUGCGGCUAUUUCCUUGUUCCAAUUUGGAGAUAUACUACUAGGGCUCAUUUUAAAUGAAGUUGGAUUGGAGGCACAACCAAUGGAGGACGAAACAAUAUCUACAACAAGGGAAAUAGUUAACCUCUUAUUCUAUAUCCUGUACGCGUUAAAAGGUUGCGUUUACACCGCAGUGGUAUGCGCAUUCGUCCUUGGCUGUGUUCUGAUGCUCCAUUCCUUGUGCACAUACAGAAUGUACCUUUUGGAAUCAUACAAGGGCAACCAUGAGUUUCUGAUACCAAGUGAAGACAGCAGCAAUGCAAGUAAACUGGUAGGAUUCAUGCGAUACGCUGGGUACCAAGUGGCUUAUAUAGGAUGGGGUUUCUUUGUACAGAUGAUUGUGCUGGCUGUGGUAUCAAUAGUGAUAGCAACAGUUGUCGUAUUGUUCCAGUUCGGACUUGGGGGUUGGUUUAUUGAAAAGCUACAUGCAAUAUGGCCUGUUCUAUUGACAACGUUGGUUGUAAAUUUCGCGCAGCUGUUAAUGGCAAGAUGCGCAUUUUUACAGAAGGGAGGUGAAUUUAUGGCUUUAAACAACAGACGUCUGUUCUUCAUAACGGUGUAUUUCAUGUUCUUCUACAAUAUAUUCCUGGGACUGGUUUCUUGUCUGUUGAGGAUCCUAAAGGCCAUACUAAUAGGGGCUUUCUUCCUCCCCCGUCUGGAUCACAGCACGUUGCCAAGACGUUUCCAGUGGUUUGAUCCAGGUUUCGCUGCAUAUUGUGGUUUUAUAUACGUUGAGAGUGCUCAUACGAACCCAGUUGCAAUAACUUUCGUCAAAAUGCUGAAAAUAGAAACACUGACUACAAAGGAACUGGGUGCCGGGACAACUGUUACUAGAGCAGGAAGAAAAGUCCAAGAAUCCCCAGCAGCAGUGAAAUAUAUUCCGAUGACUGAAAAAACUGUUCCGACAGUUGACAAUAUGACCGCCCAACGCAGGUCCAGACAAGCUUUGUUUCGGUGGCAAGUAGCUUACACACUGAUCCGGAACCCAGAGCUGCUGGUGCGUAGGAAGUUUGAUAUUUUGAGAAGUCUGGAGCUGCUCGGAGAGUUGAACAAACCAACGAGCAAAGAAGAUAUGGUGUAACAAAUCAUGACAAAUUUGUUUAAGUUUAAGUUCAGCGUCAAAUGGUAAUUGUGAAACACAUAUUUUCCACAUUUCAAAGAAGUUUAUGUAUACAAGUUUUGAUAGGUGUGUUAUGUCCCUACAUAUGAACUUGAUUAAUAAGUUUAUACACAAACCAUUUACUUUACUAUAUAUUUAAUCGACAUAUCUUUUUACAAAGAAUAUUUACAUUAGGAUAUUAUGCCCGGGAACCGUUGUUCGAUGCAUUGAUUCCUUUUUAUAGAUAUUUUUAAGAUAGUUUUCAUAUGAUUUUACUCAUUUACAUGUUCACAGUAUUUGUAUGACAUAUUACUUUUCCUCUGUUUUGUACCAAUGCUUGUUUAUAAUUAAACUGAAGCUAAUCCGCCUCAUUCAACCUCCCUAUCACUACAUUCCUGUUUUAAUCCAUAUCUUCAGAUAGUGAACUGUUCAAAUCGCCCUUCUUUCGUUUUCCGUGGUCCGUCCGUCGUCCGUCCUUAAACAAUUCUUGUUAACGCUUUUUCUCAUAAUGUACAGAAGCGAUCUUUCUCAAAUGUAUAUAGAAGUGCAUGUACCCCUAAGUCUUUAGUUGUGCACCUAAACUUUUGACACAGAUCAGAUAAAACAACUGGACGACAGGCGGCCAUUUUUGAUUUUGACAGUUAAUGUUUGAAUUUCUUAGAAAGUACUUGAGGAUCACUCUCGAAUUUAAUAUGCAAGUUCCUUCAGGUCUGUAGUGGUGAAUGUUAAUUUUGAGAUUGAUCGGGUAAAUUAAAUAGCCGACAGACGGUCAUCUUAGAUUUUGACGAUGAAUGUUUGUUACCGCUCUUUCUCAAAAAGAACUUAGAGAAUCAUAAUCAAAUUCUAUGUGUAGGUUUCCUUUAAUCUUUAGUUGUGUAUGUUUACCUUUGUUGCUGAUCGGAUAAAAAAAAUGGCCGACAAGCUACCAUCUUUGAUUUUGACAAAAAACGUUUGUUGUCGCAAUUUUAUAGCACGUACAGAUUUGAUUUGUAGGUUCCUUUUGGUCUGUAGUUGUGCAUGUUUAUUUUUUGAAUCUGAAAGAAUAAUAACAAAAUGCACAACAGGCGGCUAUUUUCGAUUUUGACAGUUAAGAUAUGUUACAUUGUAUCCUUAAAUUCAAGAAACAGAUUUCCCUCGUACAUUUUGUACAAGUGAAAAUGUAGUGUUCACAUUUUUGCUUAUUUUACUAAAGUAACGUUUUAAUAUGGCCGUCAAUCAUGAUCGAUUCACGCCACUCGCUUUCCUGAACUGUGAUUCUAUAAUAUAUAAAGACGGGUUUAUUUAUAAUAUUCUUCAUACGAGUAAAAUUAACCAGAGUUUGUAGUUCAGUAUUAAUAUUGUUUAUAUGGUAAACAAAUCAUAUGUUAAAAUUUAAGUCGAGUGCUAAAAUGAAACGGUUAUAUUAAAUAUGAGCUGUAAUUAAAACUGUAUGCUUAGACUGAUUUGGUAUGAUGAAAAUGAAUAAGUAUGAUACAAAAUUGGAAACUACCAUACAUGAUGACAACUACUGUACAUGUAUGUUACAUAUGAAUCGGUAUGUUGUUUUGUUAUUUGAAGGGUUAUGCGUGUGCUUCGUAUUGUGUUAUCAGUCUGGAACGUUUGGUAAAAUUUUAACUCCUCAAAGGAGUUUGGGGACUUAUUGCCUUUGCCGUUUUUAUUUUUAUGUAUACGUUCACCAUUCAUAUUCUCAUAUUUUCCUCAUUUUCUUAAUUUUCCUCUACCAAUGUUUUCUUGACGUUUCCUAGGAGACUUAUUGCCAAAUACUAUUAUUGAUGAUAAUUAGUAGAUGUGGGUCCCUUUUUAUGUCUAAGUUUGCUCAUACCUAGAAUGUAAGUCUAUUUGGGAAUAGUAUGAACUCUCUGCAAUGUAUAUUUGCGAUUAAAACAUUUGUUUAAAUUCAGUAAACUUAUAAGUGAUUGACUAGGAUUUUUCUACAUAUCAUUUACUGAUCAAAUGCGUUUCGUAUGUCUUCUUUUUAUCUGACAAUCUGACAGAUAAUUUAUCCAGCGUGGAGUGUGAUUUUUUGAUUUUUUUUUUGCGGUGGUUCGUUCGUCUUCCAUGUCGUUUCAUUGUCUUUUUAAUCGAUUUAUAAUUUCUAUUUUGACUUUGCGUAUUGAAGCAAAAUUAUAGUUUGUUCUUGGGUGUUGACGAGGAGUUUAAAUCUUGAUUUUAGAUUCUUUUUAUUAGAGUAAACCGUUAACAGUAGUAUCUCAGUUGAUACUAUUAAAUGAAACUGACACUGGUAAAUGUCUUUUUUGUAUUUUAGCUACAGGUAUAGUAUGUACUGUGUAUUUAGCUAAACAACACCUUAAAUAUAUAACUACACUCUAAAAAUUUAAAGUUAGGCAAAACCAGAAUUUUCUAGAAUGCCAUAUGCUCAAGGUCACAUUUGCUCGACUUUAUUAGAUUGUUUAUAGUAAUAAUCAUGUAAAAGUAGGUGCGGAAAGCACAUGAUAACUGUUUAACAGUAAUUAACUGGGUUACCUUGUCAAAGGAACUGGCCUUGCUAAUCUGUGCUGAUCUGUGCUUAGGCUAGCUAGAAACAAACACGAUGUGGAUGAUAUUCUCUGCACGAUUUAUUUUUAUUAACAACAUGUUUGUUCAAAUAGUUGAAUAAUAUGUACUUAAAUACGAACAAACGGAUUAUAUAAUGUACUUCGUCUAUCUAGGUUUUCAAAUUCCAGUUUUCAUUUUAUGUCACAAUUUCUUUAUUGAAUAUUGCAUCUUAAACAAAUUCUAAAGGAAUUGGGCAACAUGCGUAAUAUAUAACCUUGUGUAAUGACGUUUUAAUGUAAUACUGUGAUAUGUGAUGUAAACAACCUUUACAACGAGAAACAAUUAAUAGAGUGUUUUAUCAAUAUUUCAGAGUGGAAAUUAAAUGGUAACUACUUGAAUAUACAUUGCAUUGCAAUGAUAUUAUCAUUAUAAUGUGUGUAUGAUAUGUGCCUUUUACAUAGUGAGUCAACUGUUAAAAGGAUUUGGUACGCCUUAUUUUUGUCACUGUUUAGUUGACGUGUCUAAUUGCUAUUAGCAGGAUACAUCGAAUGUUUUGUAAUUUUGAUUUUCAAAACGGUGAUGAAAAUGUGUUUUUUUUUUACGAUAUUUUGGAUUCACAUUUUCACACUCAACUGAACGAACUGAAUUGACCUCCAUACUGGCGAGACCAAAAGGCAUAAAUAUUAAAUAGAUCUGUUUUAAUACAUGUUUACCCUUUCUACCGGUUGAUGCAUAUACCUCAUUCUACUGCCUGGAGGAAGACAUCUAUGUGAGAAAGGAGGAGGGUAUAUAACUGAGAGCAGGGGACGUUUCAGCUGAUUUACAACUACAAAGCGUUCUUCACCAAGUUAGGGUUAGUUGACAAGGGAAGUAACUCUGCCACUCAGGACGUCAUUGCGAGAUAUACCAGGAUGUCGGUGAAUGUGUUAAAUUGGAAAUGUACUUUUUACAUUCCCGGUGACAUAAGAAAAUACUCUUUACAAAUAAACAUGUUCAGCGAUAUCCAUGUAGUGUAAUAUAAAUUAUAAAAUUAUUUUUUAUUCAGGGCAUUUUAAAAUUAAAGUAAACUUCUUACUUUUUAAAAAAUAUUAGCGCCUAUGGUAACAAUAACGUUAUAAUUCAAGAAUGAACAUAAAUUCCAUUGCUACUUAUACAAAUUUUGUGAAUUGAUAUUUUUUUACAUAUGCUUGUAUAUAUAUUUAUAUAUAUAAGUAUGUUAACACCUUUGACAAUAUGUGUGUUCAAACUAACAUGUGUUUCAUAUCCAUGUAUAGUGAAAAUGAAUUAUAUGUGGUUAUGUUUGUGACAAUUAAGUCACACUGAAAAUGCCUGAAAGAAUAUUAGAAAUACGCAGAAUUAGCUCCUAGACUUGAAUUCCUGAAGAAAAAAAUUGGUAUGCUUUCGUGAUUUUUCGUGAAUGUAGAUCUGUUCAAUGAUAAUCUUUUUAAAAUCAUAAAAUAAACAGCAUUACCUGUUCACAUAUUAUGCUUUAUC